Adineta steineri is the source of this 375-nucleotide messenger RNA. Lineage: Eukaryota; Metazoa; Rotifera; Eurotatoria; Adinetida; Adinetidae. The record is from the annotation of a GenBank genome assembly.
AUGUUGACAAACGGAAAUGUCUUAGUUGCUGGUGGGCUCAGUAAUAAUGGCAUAUUGAGUAGUGCAGAAAUGUACAAUCCAUCUACAGGUUUCUGGACAACUACUGGCACCAUGAGCACUGCACGAGAAUAUCACACAGCAUCCAUGUUGACAAAUGGAAAUGUCUUAGUUACUGGUGGAACCGCUGAUGGGAACACCGCAUUAAGCAGUGCAGAAAUGUAUAAUCCAUCCACAGGACUCUGGACAUUUAAUGGCUUCAUGAACACUUCACGAUAUGAUCACACAGCAUCCAUAUUGACAAACGGAAAUGUCUUAGUUGCUGGUGGAACCCUUGAUAAUAGUAUCAUAUUGAGUGGUGCAGAAGUAUUUGGAUAA